CUCUACUCCAAUUGCAAGCGUCGCGUUGUUUUUGCCAACUUGACACGUAACUCCAGCAAAGAGUGGUUUUCGCUACCCAGGUGUCUUCCGUUUCUCUUCGGCAAAACCAAAACAAACAGAUACCGCAGUCAAUCUUGUGAAAUUCAAGUGCGUUGUGGCUGGACAGGUUCGAGAAGCCGAAGGAUUUUUAAUCGCCAGCCGCUAUCAGCAACUCUUCCUUGGGACCUUUUUUCGUGGAUUUCACACUUUUUUGUGCGAUGUAUCGCCAGCGUGGGACGACCAUGAUGCAGCUGCCCAGCAACCGAGGUUGAGGUCUUGACUUGACGACAAUGAAGCUCCCACGGAAGUGACCUCUGCGGAGCCUGGAGCCCAAGGGGGACACUCACUGGUCGUCAUGGCAUCUAGCGAGAGACUCUACGAGGUCUGGAUGCUUUAUUGCACCAAGAGAGACCCAGAAUACUUGAAGCUAUGGCUGGAGACUUUCACCAGCUCCUAUGAGAGAUGCCUCGAUGUGGACUUCGAAAAGCCACCAUCAAGGCCAGAGGAACCCCCACCAGUUUUGAGCUUCCUCCCAGACAACAUCCUGCAGGUUUUGCGCCACCAGCUCCUUCAGUGCGUCCAAAAAGCGCCUGAUGGCCUGGAGCCUGAGCAGCAAAACCUGGCACUACUGCUACUCAAGUUCCUAAUCAUUGUCUGCAGGAACCUUUCCAAUGUGGAGGAGAUAGGCACGUGUUCCUACAUCAACCACAUCAUUGCCAUGACGACACUGUAUAUUCAACAGCUCAAGAGCAAUACCAAAGAGAAGGAGUUGGUGGAUCAGAGCCAGGCAGAGGAGUUUGUCCAUCAUGCACUGGCAUUCUGUGAGGGCCUCUAUGACCCUUAUUGCAACUGGAGGCAUCAAAUCUGCGGGAACCAGCAGGGCACAAUUGAGAGAAGCAGACAGAAGUACAAAGCAGCUCCACUCACUGUGGAAUUUGUUCCCUUCUUUUACCAGUGUUUUCAAGAGAGUGAACACCUUAAGGAGAGCUUAAAAUGUUGUCUACUGCACCUUUUUGGUGCCAUAGUAGCUGGUGACCAGAAGAACGCACUGCUUGCGGUGUCUCCGGCCACCAUGGAGGUUUUGAUGAGGGUGCUGGUUGACUGCUCCAUGGGUAGUUGUUCUUCAGAUGAAGGAGAGGACUGGGACAGUGAUGCCCCUGAUCGGAAAGCAUGUCUUACUUUAGGUUGUUUGAGGGUGGUGGUGCAGUGCCUCCUGACUGCCAGCUCAGACCAGCGGCAGGUGGAAAUUUCCUCUGUGCUAGAAAACUACUUCAAGCUCCUCAACUCGGACCCAGCAGCUUUGGUUGCUGCUCAACAGCAGCAGCAAGCCAAAGGUCGCCUGCUAACACUGGGCAGUCACUGGGAGACCCGCUUUGUGGCACUGCAAGUGCACAUGCUAGACACAAUGAGGGACAUGUUCCUUUGUUCAGACAGGCCAGUUCUACAAGCCAUUUUCCUCAACAGUAAUUGCUUUGAGCAUCUGACACGACUACUCCAGAACAGCAAGCUGGUUAAUGCUAGGUGCACGGCGGCAGACAAGGACCAGAAAGAUAUAACCAACAACAGGUUACUGACAGGAGAAAGAGACACUCAGGUGAUACAAGGACGGCUAGACUCCCUUGCUGUAGCAAGUAUUAAAGCCCUAACUACAGUGAUGCAUAAAUCACCUGCUGCAAAGGAGGUGUUCAAAGAAAGGAUUGGUUAUAAUCAGUUGUAUGAAAUCCUCGUUUCACUCGGCCAGCCAUCUCGACACCUCCUUAAAGAGCUGAUGAACAUGGCGGUGGAGGGUGAGCACACGUCAGUCGGCCUCUUCGGAAUCAGCAAUGUGGAUCCUUUACUCCUGCUUGUCCAGUGGCUCCCAGAAUUGGACUCAUCCGAAUUGCAGAUUUUUGCUGCCGACUGGCUCUUUCGCCUCUCCUCCCUCAAUCGACAGACACGUGCAACUUGUGUAAAUGCUGCUAUGGUCUUGAGAGCACUGGCUGUCCUUGAGUGUCAUCAGCGGCUCCAUCGAGCUUGUGCAGAGAGCCUUUUUCGGUUGGUGGGCUCUCUUGGCUCACAGUCCUUUAGCGCCAGGGAUCUUCUUAGACUCCUGCACCUGCUCAGACUUCCAGAGUACAGCCAAGCACAUCCAUAUCUGGGGCCUGCGCUGAAAGCUCUCCUAGCCAUGGUACGUAAGCAGGGUUUGGAAAGUGCAAUGCAAUACUUUGAUCUGUCACCCAGCAUGGCCGGCAUCGCAGUUCCAACAGUACAGCGCUGGCCGGGCUCUGGCUUCAGCUUCCUAGCCUGGUUUUCUCUGGACCAGGAUCAGUUGGAUUCAAUCAGCAAAGACAAGAGAAAGCAGCUUUACAGCUUUUUUACCUCUGGAGGCACCGGGUUCGAGGCCUUUAUUAGUUCUGCAGGUGCGCUGGUGGUGGCUGUUUGCACAAAAAAGGAAUAUGUCACGGUCAUGCUGCCAGACAACUGCUUCUGUGACUCUCUCUGGCACAGCAUUGGUGUGGUUCACAUACCAGGAAAGAGGCCAUUUGGGCAGAGUCUCGUCUACAUUUAUGUGGACGGACAACAGAAGCUAUCUGCCCCCCUCAAGUACCCUUCCAUGACCGAGCCGUUUACCUCCUGUUGCAUUGGCUCAGCAGGUCACCGGACCACCACUCCCCCACCUUCCCAGAUCCCUGACCCACCCUUCUCAUUAGCCACCUCACCCAGCACACGCUCCUCACUGGGUGGCAUUCUUUCACCACAUACCUGGGGGGGACUUCUGAGCGGAAAGCCUGAGUCUGUGACAAAACUCAUCUCAGCAGGGACCCAGGAUAGUGAGUGGGGAAGCCCCACAUCUUUGCAGGGUCAGCUGGCAAGUGUCAUGGUGUUCCAUGAAGCCCUGCAGCCCUACCACAUCAAAGUCCUCUGUAGUGCUGGUCCAAACUGUGUGUCGCCUAUAAAAGUCCAGGAGUCAGAACUUGGUGACCUUUCAAGCAAACUGCUGGUUCAUUAUUCCCCAAAGGCGUGUCAAAACCCAAUCUGUCUUGAUCUUUCCCCGAACAAACUACAUGGGCGCCUGACUGGGAAGAAAGUUGUUAACUGGGACAUCAAGGAUAUGAUCAAUUGUGUAGGUGGACUUCAAGUGCUGUUUCCUAUACUAGAGCAGUUGGCUCUAACGACCCCUGAUCAACAGAAUAGUGAUGUUUCAAGUGGGUCAGACUUUAUCACCCCAGAUGUGACCACUCCCUCUGAGAGUGAAUGGGUCAUUCUCCCAUCUAACAGGGCUUCGGAAGCGCGCCUGGAGAAGAAUCUGGUGGCUACUUUACUGUUGGUUCUGAAACAUUUUCUACAGAGGCAUGUAAUAAACCAGGAGAAUCUGCUCUAUUCGCAUGCUGUUCCGACUCUGGGAGCCCUGCUGCAGAAGCUUCCUGCAGGACACGUCGAUGUCAAUGUGCUCGUGGCUGUGCAGUUGCUGAUAGAGCAAGUUACAUAUGAGAAGAACCACGGGCUGCUGCAACAACUUCACACACAUCUACUGUUCAACUUUAACAUCUGGAACAAAGGGGACUUCCCUUUACGGAUAGGUCAUAUACAGUAUAUGACAACUGUCAUCAAAGACAACAGGAAACAGUUCCGUAAAAAAUAUGGAGUCCAAUUCCUUUUGGACAGCAUACGUCUCUAUUACGGGAAAAUCAGUAAUAAAGAGAGUGGUCUGGGUGAUGAAGACAUUCUGAACAUCCGGAUAGCGCUCUACGACCUCAUUAAGUACUACAUCAGCAAGGGCAUGUCACAGGAGGAGAUGCACAGUAUUAUUGGUUACAUUGCUGCUAUCGGGGAUGAAGAUCAGAUUUGUGGGCUAUUAGAGAUGUUACUCAGCCUCCUUCAGAACAGCCCGUCCAGGGACCAACUCUUUCUGCUUUUCUUCGAGCCCGGAGCAGCUGACUCCUGCUACACUCUUCUGCUGAACAACAAACACUCCGAUCGCCUUAGAGAACUUGUCUUCAAGCUGUUUGAGCGUAUGUUGCGAUGUGACCGCAUCUAUGAGAAAAACAAGCAGCGUUUGAGGCUAAGGGAGGCGGGUUACAAUGGCCUGUCACUACUUUUCUCUGAUUUUCACAUCACGCCGACGCUCAUUCGUUGUCUCCUCAAUCAGGUCCUCCACACAGAUCAAGUGGUGAACUACAGGGAUCUGAUGGCACUAGUUCAGCUCACUCAUCGAACUGGACCCACGACACGGCUUAUCGUCUGCAAGAGGGUCUACCAGCUCCUUCAGUCCCAACAAGAUGCUGCUUUCCAGAUUUCAAAGCAGCAGUGUUGGCAGGAUACCUUGGUACGUCUCUACCUGCGGGGUGUAGGCUCAUUGCCAUCACGAAGUGCAGACACUGUCAGCACCUGCAGCCUGGACUUGAACCAACCCAGCGGAAGCAAUAAUAACCACCUAGAACUGCCACUACCCCGUAGAACAAGGGCAGCAAGCGCUGGCCGCUUGGACCGCCUCGAGGAUGACUGGCUCAGUAUGGGCGAUACUCGUUCUAUCGACAGCAUGGAGAACAGUGAUGUCAUCUCACUACUGGACACGCCAUCAUCUUCUGCUUCUGCUGAGCCACAAAUCCAAGUCAAGCCCUGGCUAGUGGGGAAAUCCGGGGGCUUGACUCUUGACUUGUCUCACGUGCAGGCCUACGGGGGUGUGGAGAGUGACAGCCAAACACCUGGCAGUAUGCCAAGCACACCCUCUCCACUCGAAGCAUCAAAGCCCUUUCCAGGAAACUCAGGAGGUUUAGAUAAGACUGCCACAUUAACCGAAGACACCUUCCUCUUCAGUGACAAUCUCUCUUUGGGGGAGUCCUUCAGUAAUACUGAGCGGGCCGAGGAGGAAUUGUCGAGCAUGUUGUUGGAGAUUGUGUUGUGUGUAAUGUGGCGUGGAGUUGAAGGUUCUGAUGAUUCGGCAUGGCUGGAGCGUGGUCAAGUCUUUUCAGCUCUCACCAAACUAGGAACGGCUAAUGAAUUGCUACAUCCUGUUGACCAUAUCAAACUCAGUCUCUUGGAACGUAUGUUGGAAUGGGCUGUGACUGACAACCGUGAGGCAUCUGCUGCUACAUUGCCUCAACACACGGAGAAUGCAGUCCGUUUGCUUCACAUAGUACAAGAUUUCCUCCAAGCUGAGGGUCUGAUUAAUCCAGCAUUGUGGACAGAAAAGGUGCUGGAAGAGACUGUGACACUGAUGGACUGUCUCAUGGUAUGGUAUUCUGCUGGCACCCAGUGGUUCCAGCUAUCUCAAGUUGGAGUGAGAUUGUUGCUAGGCUUCAUGGCGCAAGAGGACCCAGAGGUAUGUGCAAUAGCCACAGCCAAGCUCAACUUUAUUCUGCAAAUGAAGGAAGUCUCUAGCCAGGACGAGGCCUGCUACCUCCUGGGAAAGGUUGAGUGCAUCCUGCGGCGCUCUGUCCAGGAUAAGACAGAAGAAACAUACUCAUUCCUUGUUCCACUCUUGCGCACACUCCUCUCCAAAGUUCACCGCCUCCUCUAUAUGGAGCUUCACCUGCCCCAACUGCCUGAUACCAAUGGCAGCCCAUCUUUCUUUGAAGACUUUCAAGUAUACUGUAACUCACCCGAGUGGCGUGUCUAUCUGGACAAAUAUAUUAUUCCAUAUAUGAAGCAAUAUGAAAUUGAGACCUUUAGUCAGGGCCAUGAGACCAUGGCACUCUUUUGGAAGGAGUCCUUUGAGGCCUUCAUGGUCAGCCUACAUAGGCGAGAACGAGAAAGGGGUGAGAGCAAGAUCUGCUUUCAGGAACAUUUUGUAGAACCCUUCUCCCGCCAAAGUCGUCAGGAGAACUUGAGGUACAACAGCAUGUUAAAGCAACAGCAUAGCCAAAACAGCGCCUCUCUAAGGCAGUGGAAGGCAGCUCGCCGGGGGCUUUUUUGUGAGAGGGGUCCCUGGGCUGAAAGGCAGCAACAGAAGAUGCACUGGAAGCUGUCCAGUGCUGAGAACUUUUCCCGCAUGAGGCUGAAAUUGAUCCGUAACUACAACUUCGACCUUUAUAGGGAGGCAAGUGCCCUGCGGGACAACCUUGGUGUUCAUCAGCAGUUUGUCAACCCGGAAUCUUUGUUGCUGGAGGCUGUAAAGCAGGUCAAAGUCACCAACCUUGAAGAUGACAUCUUAGAGUUGCCAGAGGACGACGUGGCGGCAGCAAACAACCAGAUUGAAGCAGAGGAAGCAGGUCAAAAGGAGAAACUGAUUCUAUGGGAAGACUGUCAGCUGGUGACAUUGGUCGACGUGGUACCCGGCCGUCUGGAACUCACGACCCAACACAUCUAUUUCUAUGACAGCAGCCAAGAGAAGGAGGAAGGGGAGGGGCAUGACUUUAAAUGGCCACUAAGUCAGAUCCGAGAGGUGCACCUACGGCGAUAUAAUCUUCGACGCUCUGCUCUGGAGAUCUUCCUUAUUGACCAAACCAACUACUUUCUCAACUUCAAGAAAGAGGCAAGAAAUAAGGUAUAUGAUCGCAUGUUGCUAUUGCGAUCCUUCAGUCUGUAUGGAACACGUUCUCCACAAGAGCUCCUUAAGGCCUCCGGACUAACACAGAAAUGGGUCAACCGGGAGAUUUCCAACUUUGACUACCUGAUGCAACUCAACACAAUUGCUGGCAGAACAUACAAUGACCUGGCUCAGUAUCCAGUGUUUCCCUGGGUUCUGGCAGACUACACCUCUGAGGAGCUGGACCUUUUGGAUCCUCUGGUAUUCAGGGAUUUGUCAAAGCCAGUGGCAGUACAGAAUAACCGCAAUGCUAAGGCUGUUCGAGAAAAGUACGAAAGUUUUGAGGACCCAACAGGAACCAUCGACAAGUUCCACUAUGGGACCCAUUAUUCGAGUGCAGCAGGUGUGAUACACUACCUUAUCAGAGUUGAGCCCUUCACCUCCCUACACAUCCAACUGCAGAGCGGGCGGUUUGAUUGUGCCGACCGCCAGUUCCACUCCAUUCCAGCAACAUGGCUGACUCUCAUGGACAACCCCAAUGAUGUCAAGGAGCUAAUCCCUGAGUUCUUCUACUUCCCAGAGUUUCUUGAAAACCACAAUGACUUUGACCUCGGUCGCCGGCAGAUAACCAAAGAAAAAGUAAAUAAUGUAAUUCUUCCCAAAUGGGCGAAGUCCCCAGAGGACUUCAUCUAUAAACAUCGCAAAGCCCUGGAGUCUGAGUAUGUGUCAGCACACCUUAAUGAGUGGAUUGAUCUGAUCUUUGGUUAUAAGCAAAGGGGGCCUGCAGCAGUUGAGGCCCUCAAUGUUUUCUACUACUGCACAUAUGAAGGGGCAGUUGAUCUCGAUGCUAUCACAGAUGAAAAGGAACGAAAGGCCCUGGAAGGCAUGAUCAGCAACUUUGGCCAGACACCCUGCCAGUUACUCAAGGAGCCCCAUCCAAUUCGUCUUUCUCAGGAGGAAGUUGAGAAGCGGAAGGCGCAGCAAGACUUGUGUCCUCUGGUCAUCUUUGAACACCUUAACAACCUGAAGUCUUUCUUUGUGGAGGGCAUCAGCGACAACGUACCACUGAUUAAAGCUAUCGUUCCAAAGAAUCAGUCCCACUCUUUCAUCAGUCAAGGGAGUCCUGACACUAUGGUAACAGUAAGUCAAAAUUGUCUGUUUGGGACCCAUGGAUGGCUGCCUUACAAUAAGAAUAUCUCCAACUACUUCACCUUCAUUAAGGACCCCACAGUGUCCAAUACCAAGACACAGCGUUUUCUGUCAGGACCUUUUGCUCCCGGUGAGGAGGUAACAACUGGGCUGUUUGUGAUCUCUCACGAUGGAAAGUUGCUCUUCAGUGGUGGCCACUGGGACAACAGCCUCCGAGUCACCUCACUUGUUAAGGGCAAGACUGUCGGGCAGCACAUUCGACACAUGGAUAUUGUAACCUGCCUGUCAACAGACCACUGCAGCAUCCACCUCAUCUCUGGUUCCAGAGACACCACCUGCAUGGUGUGGCAGGUUCUACAGCAGGGGGGUGCUCCAGUAGGUUUACAUCCCAAACCUGUUCAGGUGUUAUAUGGCCACAUUGAUGAGGUGGUCAGUGUCAGUAUCAGCACAGAACUGGACAUGGCUGUGUCUGGAGCACGGGAUGGGGUAGUAAUCAUCCACACAGUGCGCAGAGGUCAGUAUGUGCGCAGCUUGCGACCACCGUGUGACAGCUCCUUGCCCCUGUCUAUCCUCCACCUGGCCAUCUCCUGGGAGGGUCACCUGCUGGUCCACACCUGCCUGGAGGGCAAGGCAACACUAAAAGAUAAAAACACCCUACACCUUUACUCUGUUAAUGGGAAGCACCUUUGCAGUGAACCUCUGAAGGAGCAGAUGACAGACAUGUGCGUUUCUGGAGAGUUUGUCGUUAUCGGCAGCGAGCAGGGAAACUUGUCCAUUCGAGACCUGUACAGUUUAUCGCCAUGUGCGGAGCCCAUGGCCAUGCGGGUUCCUGUGCGCUGUGUAUCGGUCACCAAGGAGCAAAGUCAUAUCCUAGUGGGCCUGCAAGAUGGCAAGCUGAUCAUCGUGGGCGUGGGCAAACCGGCCGAGCUGCGUUCAGGCCACAUCACACGAAAGCUGUGGGGCUCCACCAAGAGGAUGACCAGGAAGUUUUCGGGCGAGUCGGACAACAUCAUCUAGCAUGAGCGCCGUCCCGCCCGCCCUCUCCCUGAUUCCAAACACCCCCCUUCACCCGUCUUCCUGCUCAUGCUCCAUUCGUGUCACCUGCCUCACCUCUGCUGAUGUCAGGUUGCUUCACUCAUCCAAGUGAAAUGUGCUGUAGUUUGGUGUACGUCAUAUUUAAAAGAACUAAGUUUCUUUGCUUUGCACAUGACCAAAUGGCGCUGGCGCCGCAGUUCAGAUCCAGAAGUAGCUGCAGUUUUCAGCAUCAUACCACCACCUCUUCAUAUUGUUUGUUUAUAAUUUCAAGUGACCUUUCUGUUCCCGUCCUUUAGUUUUCCUCGGGUGCAGAGAGUACAGACGUUGCCUCAAUUUGCAGUUAUAUGCAGUGACACAGCAUAUAGCUCACUUUCAAGACCAAAACACUAAAAUUAUCAAUUUAUCAUUUUAGUAUGUUUCAUUGAUCUUAUUGUUGUCCAGCAAAUGCACGUCUGCACCGUCUAGCUUGGCAUUUGCUCAUGUGCUGUGGCAUAAUGGCUUGCUGAAUCGUCACAUAGCCGUGCAAUCAUAACGUGGACCUUUAAUGGCAGACUUCUAGAGAUAGCUUAAGCAGUCUUCUUAUUGAAUGUUUUUAAGUUAUGAAGACAACUUGUUGAUUUAUAGGAAAAGUAGCAUCUUGUAAUCACUUUGUUUCAAGCGUUGUUUAAGGAUUCUCCAAGGGCUCCACCAGUUUUUAAAAGCAAUACUUUGUUAGGUGCUUUUUUUUUUUUUGUCCUCUUUUGCCGGCUCGCAUCAUUUCACCUCCUUGCGCCUUUUGUCUUCCUGGCACCACCCUCUCACCACAGGUGUUCGCUGUUGCCAUUGCUUCGAUUUAUUUCUUUAAAUCACACUACACGUCCUUCCUGUCACCAGGGUACAUAUUACACCAAGUGUUUUUGUCGUUUUGUACACAGCCAUAUUGAAGAUCCUAUAGAGACUGUCAUCAACAUUGUGUGUGUGUGUGUGUGUGUGUGUGUGUGUGCGCGUGUGUGCGUGCAUUCCUGCCUUUUCAGUGUUUGGAAAGGGACAUCCCAAGGGAGACUUCAAUUUACCGUGCGCGUGUGUGUGAGCAGUUAGUGUAAGGGCAUGUUAUUGGUGACAGCUGUUUGUGUUACUAAGCCAAAAUGUCUAUCCGACACAUUGACACAGUCUUUUGAUUCUGUGAUUUGUUUCGUACAACCACAUCCAAUAUCACAUUCUAAGACUUUCAACAAACGGAGUGCCUUUAUUUCAGGAUGGUUCUCAUCGUUUCGGUAUUACUAGGAGGAAGAGACUUUAAGACAAAUAACCUAGACAUAGUGUUGUAUCUUAGCAUCAUUUUCUGUGACAGUCAUCAAAUCGAUAUGUGUAUAUCUGUGAUUAUUUAUGAAUACAAUAUAAAUGUCAAAUGUAUAGCAUGAUUUCGAUUAUUUCUGUUUAUCAAAUGUACUUUUUGCACUUUCCAGGUACUCGUAUUGUAAACAAUUGUUUUAAAUUUGGUCCCUAAACUGUACAUAAUUGCUUUGUAAACACAUACAUGGAACAUGAUCAUUAAAGCGUCUGGA
Molecule: messenger RNA, 10215 nt
Organism: Syngnathoides biaculeatus (alligator pipefish)
Lineage: Eukaryota; Metazoa; Chordata; Actinopteri; Syngnathiformes; Syngnathidae
Gene: nbeal1
Product: neurobeachin-like 1
Exons: 55
Coding region: 395-8653 (2752 amino acids)
Biological process (GO): intracellular protein localization
Cellular component (GO): cytosol; membrane
Molecular function (GO): protein kinase binding
Source: RefSeq, a predicted model, not a curated record